GAGAUUAUUCUAUCUAUCCCCCACCACAUAGUCCACAACUAAUUUGCAUAUAUAAACCAACACAUCCCUCAAACAUCCUUACCUAUUUCAAAAACCAACUUCCCCUCCGAAUCCAACAUGUCCGAUCUUAGACAAAGAUCGUCAAUCUCCAACCUCGACUCGCCACCGCCACCGCCACCGCCACCGCCAUCGCGGCCUUCACAAAGCAUGCUCUCUCAAGCGCUAGAGAGCUCGGCACACCUGGCCAACCUCCUCCCCACCGGCACCUUAUUGGCAUUUCAACUCCUAACGCCUGUCUUCACCAACAACGGCUCGUGCGACAUGGUAACACGAAACAUGACGUUGGUUCUGUUGUUCAUACUAGCUUUUUCUUGCUUCCUCGCGUCGUUCACGGACAGCAUCAAGGCCUCGGACGGCCAAGUCUAUUACGGUUUCGCUACGUCUAGAGGGAUGUGGCUGUUUGAUUACCCUACCGUAGCAGCGUCGGGGCCGGCGAUUGAGCUGAGCAAGUACCGGUUACGUCUAGUUGAUUUGGUGCACGCGGUGCUGUCCGUGCUCGUGUUUGCUGCGGUGGCUUUGAGGGACAAGAAUGUGGUGAGCUGCUUGUAUCCGAGUCCAGGGCAUGAGGUUCAGGAGGUGUUGGACAUUGUUCCUAUGGGAAUUGGGCUGAUUUCGAGUUUGUUGUUUGUGAUUUUCCCCACCAAACGACAUGGUAUUGGGUACCCUAUUACACGGGACCGCUGAUUCUUUUGUUCUUGAUAUGGCGUUCGAUUCGAUUCAUU
Molecule: messenger RNA, 782 nt
Organism: Sesamum indicum (sesame)
Lineage: Eukaryota; Viridiplantae; Streptophyta; Magnoliopsida; Lamiales; Pedaliaceae
Product: protein DMP3
Biological process (GO): endomembrane system organization
Source: RefSeq, a predicted model, not a curated record